AUGCUGCCCAAGGCGAUCAUCGCGAUUGCCGCACUGGCCUUCAGCCCAGCAAAUGCGCUGUGGCCCAUUCCUCAGAACAUCUCGACCGGAGACAGCGUGCUCUUUAUUGACCAGGCUGUCAGGGUGACUUACAAUGGAGUGCCGAUCAUCACCAUCGGUUAUAACCCACCGGCGAGCUCCAACUUCGACAGCAGGCAAAUCGUCCAGGGCGCUGUCUCGCGCGCUUUUCAAUCCAUCUUCAGCACCAACUAUGUGCCAUGGAAGCUUCACCCGCGUAAUAGCAACUUUGAGCCCAAGGUGGCCCCUCUGAACCGAAUCCAGUCCAUCUCAAUUCAGCAGACUGGCAAGGAUACCUCCAAGACGUUCAAGCCGCGCGCCGGAGACGUUGAUGAGUCGUACUCUUUGACCAUUUCCAAGAAUGGACAGGUCAACAUCAGUGCCAAGUCCUCUACCGGUGUGCUGCACGCCCUCGAGACCUUCUCGCAGCUUUUCUACAAGCACUCUGCUGGGCCUUUCUACUACACGACCCAGGCGCCAGUGUCCAUCACAGACGCUCCCAAAUAUCCCCACCGUGGCAUCAUGCUUGACCUUGCCCGUAACUAUCAAACCGUUGAUGACAUCAAGAGGACCAUUGACGCCAUGUCGUGGAACAAGCUGAACCGCCUGCACUUGCACAUCACCGACUCUCAGUCGUGGCCGCUGGUGAUUCCCUCGCUGCCCAAGCUGUCCCAGGCCGGUGCCUACCACCCCAGCCUCGUCUACACGCCUGCAGACCUUGCUGGCAUUUUCCAGUACGGCAUCAACCGCGGUGUUGAGGUCAUUACGGAAAUCGAUAUGCCUGGCCACAUCGGUGUUAUUGAGCUCGCCUACAGCGAUCUCAUUGUGGCCUACGAAGAGAUGCCUUACCAGUACUACUGCGCCGAGCCCCCUUGCGGUGCCUUUUCCAUCAACAGCACCAAGGUGUACAGCUUCCUCGACACCCUGUUCGACGACCUUUUGCCUCGCGUCGCGCCCUACAGCGCAUACUUCCACACCGGUGGUGACGAGCUCAACGCUAACGACUCCAUGCUCGACUCCCAUAUCAAGAGCAACGAUACCUCGGUUUUGCAGCCCCUGCUGCAAAAGUUCAUCGACUUUGCCCACUCCAAGGUCCGUGCCGCGGGCCUGUCGCCAUUUGUCUGGGAGGAGAUGGUCACCACCUGGAACCUGACUCUUGGCAGCGACACCGUUGUCCAGUCGUGGCUGGGUGGCGAUGCCGUCAAGAACCUGGCUGAGAGCGGCCACAAGGUCAUUGACACCGACUACAACUUCUACUACUUGGACUGCGGCCGCGGUCAAUGGGUCAACUUCCCUCCCGGAGACUCCUACAACACCUACUACCCAUUCAACGACUGGUGCCAGCCCACCAAGAACUGGAGGCUCAUCUACUCUCACGACCCUGCGGCGAACGUGUCCGCUUCGGCUGCCAAGAACGUCCUGGGAGGAGAGCUUGCCAUAUGGAGCGAGAUGAUUGACGCCAGCAACUUGGACAACAUCAUCUGGCCUCGUGGCAGCGCUGCCGGUGAGGCUUGGUGGUCCGGCAAUACCGAUGCCUCUGGCCAGCAGCGCAGCCAGCUGGACGUUGUUCCUCGUCUGAACGAGUUCCGAGAGCGCUUGCUUGCUCGCGGUGUCAGCGCGUUCCCCAUCCAAAUGACUUACUGCACUCAGCUCAAUGCGACUGCUUGCACACUAUUUUAA
Trichoderma aggressivum f. europaeum is the source of this 1737-nucleotide messenger RNA. RefSeq names its product CAZyme family GH20. Gene Ontology annotation, molecular function: beta-N-acetylglucosaminidase activity. The record is from RefSeq and is a predicted model, not a curated record. The transcript is spliced from 3 exons. Gene Ontology annotation, biological process: carbohydrate metabolic process; glycosaminoglycan metabolic process. NCBI's taxonomy places the organism in Eukaryota, Fungi, Ascomycota, Sordariomycetes, Hypocreales, Hypocreaceae. Gene Ontology annotation, cellular component: membrane. Bases 1 to 1737 code for a protein of 578 amino acids.